GAAAUGUGUUUCCCCUUACUUAUAAAAAUUUGAUGAUUAGAUUUUUUUAAUAGUUUUCUUUAUUUUUUUUUUAGAUAUUUCCACAAGAAGUAGAAGAUUUCAUUGUUUUCUGUGUCCCUAUUCCACUGUUUUGAAGACAAACCUAACCAGGCAUAUCAGAAUACAUACUGGUGAAAAACCUUUUCAAUGUAACACUUGCAAAAAAUGUUUUAACCAAAAGUCUGCUAUGAAAAGCCAUAUGUUCACUCACUUGAAGUAACAUUUAAUAUUUCUCUUCCUGUGUGUUAUUUGAAAUGUUAUUUAUGAUUUUUUUUAUUAAAUGUUGUGAUUUCUAGUAUGCCAUGGAUUUAUUCAAACUUUUUUUUAGAUAACCAGUUAUUUCUCUAUUUUUAAUAUUAAAAAAUGUUUUUCCAAUAAAUCAUAGGGAGAAAAUUACUGUUAUGGACAACUAAAUUACCUAAAAGGUUGAUUUGGGAAGAGAGAAAGAGUUUAUUUUAUUGUUUCCUUUUAAAUGUGCAUUUGUUCUAAUUAAGAAAAUGUUCCCAAAAAAAUAAUUAAAGUUGUUACUAUAACUGUAACUAUAUAAAUAUAACAUAUUGGUGGAUCAAACCUGUAAAUAUUAGAACAGAAUUCUGUAAAGUUGAUAAAUAGUAGAUCCUCGAUUUCGUGUUUUCCCUCAGACCAGCCGUAAAAAAAAACGCAGCGGGAAAACAUAAAAUCUGAAUAAAAAUAAUCUAAACAUACUUAGCAAAAGUGAAUACCUGAUAAACUAUUGAGAAAAAAAAUGUGUAAUAUUUAAUGUUUAGCCUUUUUGCUUUUAGAUACAACUUCAACAAUAGCUUGUUUAAUACUAACAAUGUUUCGUAAAUUUGUUUAUUUAUUAUUAUUAUUAUUUUUUUUUUGCAUUCAAAUAUAAAGAUUGUUUCAGAGUUUUUACACAUUUGAAUCCCUUAAUCAGCUGUGGGUUCAUAAUCAGUUCAUUUUCACCAUCAUUAUCACGAGCGGGCAUUAAAUGAGACCUCAAAGGAAUUUGUGAAGCAUUUGGAUGUCUGUCACAUUCGGUCAAAGGCAAAUUUGUAACAGGAACAUUUUCUCUGGCCACUGGAAUCAAGAAAAAGUGAUUUCUGAACUGGUUGUGUCAUGUAAUGCUCUUUAAUUGACCAGAUGAUUCCUAGAUUUGAAGGUUGGAAUUUGUUGAAAUCGUCCAACAGAAAUUGAGAAAAAUAUAUUAAGCUGGUUUUUGUGAUAGGGUAUGACGUAAAAUCUUUUUAAUGUUACUGGUAAAGGUGAAUUUCAAAAACCAGCAGUAAACGAUUGAGAGGGAUAAUGUACAAAAAGAAAAAUUUUAAAUCCGGAUUCCACUGCGUAAAAAAACUGAUCAACUAGCAUUCUUAGAAUCUUCAGCGGUUCUUCCCUGACUCUAGCAUGGAGAAUCACUUGUUUGAAUUCAAUAUCUUUGGGAAUGAGAUGCCUUGAAGCAAAGAAAGAUGCACCAGUGCACUUUCUGUAGUUAUGCAACCUAUAGAAAAAUGGAUGUAACAAGACACAUGAGAACUCACACUGGGGAGAAACCUUUUCAGUGUGACACUUGCAAUAAAUGUUUCACUCAGAAAUCUGUACUCUUAAGACAUGUAAUUAUUCAUAUGAGGGAUCCUUGUUCAUUUUCAGCAGCUUCCAGAACAUUUGGAACACAUCGCUGCUCAUUUUGCAAUUACUCUUCUUAUUCGAAGACUGAUGUGACAAGGCAUAUCAGAAGUCACACUGGUGAAAAGCCAUUUGCAUGCAGCAUUUGCAACAAACGUUUUAGCGUAAAAUCUACUCUUACCAAGCAUAUGCUUAUUCAUUUUAAAUAACAUUCAUUGGGAUUUGUUUCAAGUUGUUCAUUAGUGCUUAUUACAAAAAAAAAAUCAUCAGUUUAAUCAAACCUAUUUGAUUAUGAUUUAUGUUACAUAUCUAGUAUAUGUUACCACAAAUGACAUAUAUGAAUAAUAUGUGUGUUACAUAAAUGAUAUAAAUAAAUAACAUAUAUAUUUGUGAUUCACAAGUAACGUGUGUAUAAUGAAUGUUGUUAAAGGAAAUCUAUUCUCAUUUAACAUUUGACUAUUCAUUUUAAAUAGCAUUCAUUGUGAUAAGUUUAAAUUGUUGCUCAUUAAUAAUUCUUAGAGUAACAAUUCUAAAUGUUUCAGUUUUUUUGCUUAUCAGUUGUGUUGUACAGUUAAAUCUGAAUUAAAAAUUGACUUUUCCUUUUUUUUCUGUUUCCAUAUUAAAUAUGUCCAGCUCAAAGCGAUAAAAUUUAAACUAAUAUUUAAAAAAACUAUUUUAUUUCUUCUUGCUACUUCUUAGGUAGCUAUAUAUUUAUUUUCCCCCCAAAAAGCACACUAAAAGAGUUGUUGAAAAGAGAUAAAGGAAAACAUUCUUUGGAAAGAUGAACAUUGAUGGAACUGAAUAAUAAUAGUGUUUGAAAAGAACACUAGCAGGAAAAUUUAUUUUUCUUUAAAUUAUAGGUAUUUCCUUUAAAAUAUCUAGUCAAUUAUAUUCCUUGUUUUAUUAUUAUUUUUUUUACUAAAUUAGAUUAAUUUGUUUUUGAUA
Parasteatoda tepidariorum (common house spider) is the source of this 2589-nucleotide messenger RNA. The record is from RefSeq and is a predicted model, not a curated record. NCBI's taxonomy places the organism in Eukaryota, Metazoa, Arthropoda, Arachnida, Araneae, Theridiidae.